Messenger RNA from Octopus sinensis (East Asian common octopus), 2841 nucleotides. RefSeq names its product beta-hexosaminidase-like. Lineage: Eukaryota; Metazoa; Mollusca; Cephalopoda; Octopoda; Octopodidae. Bases 249 to 2816 code for a protein of 855 amino acids. Gene Ontology annotation, cellular component: membrane. Gene Ontology annotation, molecular function: beta-N-acetylhexosaminidase activity; polysaccharide binding. The record is from RefSeq and is a predicted model, not a curated record. The transcript is spliced from 10 exons. Gene Ontology annotation, biological process: carbohydrate metabolic process; ganglioside catabolic process; glycosaminoglycan metabolic process.
CAGUUUAUUUACUAACACACACACACACACACACACACACACGCACGCACGAGCUCUCUUUUUUAUUAUCUGACAGUUACGCUAGGCGAUCUGACUUGGAAGAAAUUGUGCGUUCCACUACUUAAUGUGAGAUAGUGAAUAACCAACGCAUCAGACUUUAAUCGCCAGUUACGGCUAAACAUUUGACAUGUUGAUAGUGUUACGCCAGAGACAAGCAAACCGACCUCAUACAUCAAAUUAUUAACAUCAUGAACUUCAACGCGCGUAUACUCCUACUGGCAACAUGUUGCGCCAAUAUUUUCCCAGCGUUGGUAGCUGGAAUUACGCAGGAAACGAUCGAUCAGAUAGCCACCAAUAUGGAUAUCAAACAUGACAUAUUGAGCAACCUUGAUGAUGGCUUACGCACCUUUCAAGUACAGUUAACCAUUACCAACCGUGGCAAAACUGCCAUCCCAAAAGAUGGUUGGGUGAUCUACAUCUGUUACAUACGUAUGAUAGAACCGAACUACUUACCAAAUCCUAAAGGAGUUGUGAGAGAUGGUAUCAAGAUUACUCAUCUUCAGGGCUGCACCUUUGCUCUGGAACCAGCUUCUACUUUUGAAGCGAUUCAGCCAAAUGGAGUAAAGAAGAUCAAAUUUUUAGGAGAAAAUUGGAUUGUAUCUAAAACUGAUAUAAUGCCAAACUGGUAUGUCACUGCCCCGGGUUUGACACCAAGAACUAUCGUCAGUACAGUUGGAAACAGUUUUGUCGGCGAUUUCGACAAAGUAGAGAAAUGGAAGAGAUAUGAUUUCAAAGAAAAUUCUAGCGAGUUACACGAUAAAUACGACCCGUAUACUACGAAAUUUCGUUAUGCCAUCAAUGAUAUUAAAGAUCUUGGUAAAUCUCCAAGUUAUGUUAUACCGACACCACUGGAAAUAAACGUUGAUGAGAGUAAAACCAUAUGCUUAGGAACUAGAGAUUGGGUGGUUAUAUACCCGGAUGUGCUUCUUAAUGAGGCUAACUACUUAACAAAAAAACUGCCUGUGACGAAAACCAAACAGAAACCGCUCAAUCGCUAUAUCGAGUUGGAUAUAAAACCAGUUAAGGUGACAAUUAAUGGAAAAUUACAAGAGAAAGCGGAAGCUUAUACUUUGGAAGUGGUUCCGGGAAAGGAAUAUAUCAAAAUAACUGGUCAAGAUGCUGCUGGAGUAUUUUAUGGCAUACAGUCACUAAUGAGUUUGACUAGUGACAACUACAUCAUACCGAAGUCAAACAUAACAGACGCCCCACGAUUUGCUUACCGCGGUAUGGAGUUUGAUGUGGCGCGAAACUUUUUCGGCAAGGAGACUGUGUUUAAAUUAUUCGAUAUGAUGGCAAUUUAUAAGCUGAACCGCUUUCAUUUUCAUCUGACCGAUGAUGAAGGCUGGAGGUUGAAGUUCGAGGGUUUAGAAGAACUAACUAAGGUUGGAGGACAUCGAUGUCACGAUCUUGAUGAAACGAACUGCAUCAUGCCACAGCUUGGCUCCGGACCCACGACGAUAGGGAGUGGAUCCGGUUUUUAUACCAAGGAAGACUAUCAGGAAAUUCUUCAAUAUGCCAAAGAAAGACAUAUUCAAGUGAUUCCUGAGAUCGAUAUGCCAGGGCAUAGCCAUGCUUUAAACAAAGCGAUGCAGUCACGGUACAAUAAAUUAGUGCAGAAUGGUCAAAUGAAUGAUGCGAAGCGCUAUGUUUUGGUUGACCCGGAUGAUACAAGCCAGUACAAGUCGAUCCAGAUGUAUACAGAUAAUGCCAUUAACCCAUGCUUGGAAAGCACGUACAACUUCAUUGAAAAAAUCGUCAAAACUUUGAUUGAAUACCACGAAACGAUAAUGCCUUUGCAAGUAUACCAUUUUGGAGGAGACGAAGUAGCUAAAGGGACUUGGCAAAAUUCCACUGCUUGCAAAAAGGUCGUGCACAACAGUUCCAAUCCGCAUGGAAAAGAACUUGUAAAAGAAUAUUUCGUUCGAAGACUCUCCAAUAUCACUGCUACUUAUGGUAUUAAUUUGGCUGCCUGGGAAGACGGUGUGAUGAAAUCAGGAACUGAACCAUACAAUAUAUCAGCAUUAAAAAAUGAUAAAAUCUUUGCAUACGCUUGGGACAAUGUCUGGGAAUGGGGCUACUCAAACCGAGCUUACAAAUUAGCUAAUGAUGGUUUUAAGAUUGUUAUGUCACAAGCUACUCAUCUCUAUUUCGAUCAUCCUUACGAACCAGAUCCAGAAGAACCAGGCUAUUAUUGGGCUACGAGGUUUACAGACACACGCAAAACAUUUGGUUUUAUGCCCGAAAACAUUUAUGGCAACGCCAAAGUAGCAAGAUCCGGAGAGCCUAUAACGAAAGAACAACUUUGUGGAAAAGAAGGCAAAACCUGUGUUAAGCUAAAGAAGUUUGAAAAUUUAGCAGGUAUGCAAGGUCAUUUAUGGAGCGAAACUGUGAGAACUCCUGAGCGGUUCGAGUUUAUGGUUUUCCCCCGUUUACUUGCUUUAUCAGAAAGAGCUUGGCACCGAGCCCCUUGGGAACUUGAAGAGGACAAAAAGAAACGAGAAGAAAUGAGGAAGCAAGAUUGGGAACGCUUUGCAAAUACUAUUGGAUACCGAGAAAUGAAACGUCUUGAUCAGUUAGGAAUAAGAUACCGAGUGCCACCACCUGGUGCCAUAUACAGCGAUGACCAACUAACAGUCAACGUAGCUUUCCCUGGUUUAACUUUACAGUACAGUGAGAACGGUGGCAAAACCUGGUGCGAUGUGAAAAGCACUACCAAAUCUACGACGGACGGCGAGUUUCUCUUGCGUACCAGGUGAGUCAUUAUUUUUUUUUUUUUCUGAG